GGAGGACUCGGUGAUGUUCGCCGCACAAAUCGCUGCUGCAAAGAGGGCAGUGACCGUAUUUUCGCAGAUAUCUAUCAUUUCUCGAAAUAAGAAGUGAGAGCUUUGACAAAUAAAAUAUAUUUACGCCUGUGAAGUGAAAGAGACCGCCUAUCUACAAAUGCAAGCUAUCAAAUGUGUCGUGGUCGGCGACGGGGCGGUGGGUAAGACCUGUCUGCUGAUCAGCUAUACCACAAAUGCCUUUCCCGGUGAAUACAUCCCCACAGUAUUCGACAACUAUUCUGCCAAUGUGAUGGUCGAUGGUAAACCAGUCAACCUUGGUUUAUGGGAUACGGCAGGACAGGAAGACUAUGACCGCCUUCGUCCCCUCUCGUACCCACAGACGGAUGUGUUCCUAAUAUGCUUUUCUUUGGUGAGCCCGGCAUCCUUUGAGAAUGUUCGUGCAAAGUGGUACCCUGAAGUGCGACAUCACUGUCCUAACACACCCAUCAUCCUGGUGGGCACCAAACUGGACCUGAGAGAUGAUAAGGACACCAUAGAACGGCUGCGGGACAAAAAACUUUCACCCAUCACCUACCCACAGGGCUUGGCCAUGGCCCGUGAGAUUGGUGCUGUGAAGUACCUGGAAUGCUCCGCCCUGACUCAGCGUGGUCUAAAGACUGUAUUUGAUGAGGCCAUCCGUGCCGUUCUGUGUCCUCCGCCUGUCAAAAAACGCGGCAAGAGGUGCACUCUGCUCUGAGCUAUUGUGGUACCCCCAAACAAAACGACAAUAUUUUUUAAAUGACAUGUAAUAGCAGUCCAUGAAGUUGUAAUACAUUGAAUGCGCAUUACUGUACAUGUACAGUAUAUGAACCAUUGGCUAGACUUCCAGUCAGAGGGAAACCUCCAGGUAGAUGGCUUUUGUUUUUACAGCCUCACACGUUCAGAGACGUAAUAUUACAUUUUAUAUCGUUUAGACGAGAAGUUUUAGUGGAACAGUGUAAUUGUUGACAUACUGGAAGUGUUUCUUAGUGUUGUAAAGGAAGUGUGUCAAUCCAAUGGGAAACUUAUGUUGAUGUGGACGGUCUUGUACAGUACAAAGCUUACCAUUUACAGUAUUAGCAUACUUGUUGGUGUCAGUCAACAUCACAACCCAUUUUACUUGCGUAAUGUGACAUUUCUGAGUGAAAGAGGAUAGACUUUAUUUUAUAAAUAAGGAAUUGUUUGGCUUGGGAAAUUAUUUGUAUAUGACAGCUGUCGAAGGGGAGGGGCUGCAAAAUAAGAGGGCUUCAUGAUGUCAGAGUUUAAAAGGUAAAGCAAGUUUUACAAAUGUAUUUUUUCUUUUGAGUACAGUAUGUGCACUUAUGAAUCACUUAAUUAGAAUAGGAAAGCGGGUUAAAUUUGAUAGCUUUAAAGCCACAUAAGUCUUAUCAACUAUUUAACUACUUGGCCAUUGCAAACACUAAGUAAGGUAACUGGAAUAUUGUCUUUAAUACAAGUAACCUUCAAGAAUUUUGUGAGUAACACUGUAUUUCAACUUUCUUUUCUAGCUUUUUAUGUAUGGGUAAACCCACUUCUUUCACUUAUACAACCCAAUCUAUCAUAAACAGGUUUAUGGUACACCUUUAGAUUUUGAAAAUAACCUUUUUUUUAAACAAAUGCCCAUUUAUAGGUGUGUGCAUGCCACUAGAAGCCUUGAUAAUCCGAAUGUCUCUUUUAAUGAAGGGCAUGCAUGGGCAUUUGUUCUUGAUCUUUCCCAGUUUGAAACCUUUGUGAAUAUGUGUCUGCAUGUGGUGCGAAUGUGGGCAUUUGUCAGUGAUUUAAGUGAGCUUUAAAGUCUACAUGAUGAUUAACAGUGUCCUCAUUGGUGCUACAGCAUUUCCUGUCUCUCACCUAUUCAUUUUGUAAAUAACUUGGACAAAAAAAAAGAAAAAAAAAAUGAUGUUCUUCACGGCUGCCAAACGACGUUUCCAUGAUGUAAGAUAGUAUAUUUAAAAAUGUUUUAGAUGAGGAAUGCAUUAAAUAAUAAAUCUAUUCAUGUUUUACCCUUA
Molecule: messenger RNA, 2027 nt
Organism: Misgurnus anguillicaudatus (oriental weatherfish)
Lineage: Eukaryota; Metazoa; Chordata; Actinopteri; Cypriniformes; Cobitidae
Gene: rac3b
Product: Rac family small GTPase 3b
Biological process (GO): small GTPase-mediated signal transduction
Molecular function (GO): GTP binding; GTPase activity
Source: RefSeq, a predicted model, not a curated record